Molecule: messenger RNA, 1686 nt
Organism: Peronospora matthiolae
Lineage: Eukaryota; Oomycota; Peronosporomycetes; Peronosporales; Peronosporaceae
Source: the annotation of a GenBank genome assembly
AUGCGACUGCGUCAAUGGUGGCACCUCAACUCCCGAGCAGGAGCUCCCGUCCGUUCCGCUGGACUCGUGUUACUUGCAGGAGCUGCAGUUGUCGCCGUCUACGUCUCAUCCCGAUCAACUCCAGUCCAGCUUCCCUGCAACUCGGAAGACCACGACGACAAAGACGAAGAGGACAAGGACCUCGUCCGGAUUCAGCCCCAGGAAGUGCCGUACCUGCCGUCCAAGGUGCCUCUCCUCGGCAAUAUGCUGGCCCUCGCGAGCAACGCCCACUGCUUCCAUGACUGGAUGGCCGCCCAAUGCAUCGCCCACAACGGAAGGUUCCGCCUCUACCUCCCCGGUCAGAGCGACAUGCUCGUCACGGCCGUGCCCGAGCACUACGAGCACGUAGUCAAGACGCAGUUCCACCACUUUAGCAAAGGCCAGCAGCAGUACGACAUGUUUGUCGACCUCAUGGGUCACAGCGUCCUCCUCAUUGAAGGCGAGCGGUGGCGCUACCAUCGUCGCCUGCUUCUGCGUCUUCUGAGUGCCCGAGCUCUAAGGGAUCACAUGACGCCGUUGAUCCAGCGCCAUACGCUCUUGCUCCAGCAAGUUCUGAUGAAAGCUGCGAGCACCAACCAACCGGUGGAUCUCUACAUGCUCAUGCACCGGUUCACGUUCAAAGCAUUUGCCGAGAUGGUCUUCAACAACUCGUUGGAAGGCAUUGACUCGGAGCACGAGCAUCCGUUCGAACAAGCCUUUGACGCAGCUCAAUCGAUCGUUGCCGGUCGCCUUCAGCAGCCCGUGUGGCUCUGGAAACUCCAAAGGUGGCUCAAUAUCGGUCAAGAACGGAAGCUUAGAGAGCACCUGAAGCUCAUUGAUGCGUUCAUUAUGGACAUCAUCUCGGUCGCUAUUAAGAAGCAGCACGAGCGACAACAAGACCUCCAGGCUGGGCACCCGAUUGGGAAGACGGAUCCAGACCUCGUGUCGAUUGUGCUCGAGUGCAUUGCUCAGGAUGGGGACAUGGUCUCCCCUGUAGACGUCCGCAACAUUGCAGUUGCUGCCUUAGGUGCUGGUCGAGAUACUUCCGCAGAUACCAUGAGCUGGUUGCUGCAUACUUUGACGCAACACCCGCAAGUUGAAACGCAGCUCCGGGCCGAAGUGCUAAACAAGGUCCCGACCUUGGCACUUGAUGCCUCGUACGUGCCAACAAUGGACGACGUCCAGGGACUCGUGUACUUGGAAGCGACGAUCCAAGAGCUUUUACGGUUGCAUACCCCCGUGCCGUUUACCAUGCGGGAGUGCACCCGGGAUACCGUCUUCCCCGACGGGACGUUCGUAUCGAAGGGCACGACCGUCGGCAUGUGUCACUUUGGCACUGCGCGAAGGACGGAGGUGUGGGGUCCAGACGCUACAGAGUUCAAGCCUGAACGGUUUAUCGAUCCUGAGACGGGCAAGUUGCGCCAUUUGCCGGCGGCGAAGCUCAAUGCCUUUAGUGGUGGCCAACGCGCUUGUGUUGGGAAAGCACUGGCUAUGCUGGAGAUGAAGAUUGUCAUUGCGACGCUCGUGGCGCGGUUCCACCUGGUCCCGGUUCCAGGUCAAAACGUGCAGUACGCAAUGGGGAUCACCAUUGGCAUGCGGACCUCCCUCAUGAUGAACAUUGAAGCGGUUGCAGCGAACCAAACGGGACCAGAUGCCGCAGCGGCGUAA